UCGGACUGUUUUUGCUGCAGUGCACGGUAGCCGUGGAGAGGAGGGAAAGGCAAGAAAAACAAGCAAGAAGCCAGCCGAGGGAAGCGCGAGAGCAAAGACAGAGCCAUUCGUGUGGACCUUAGCGCGAGCAGCAACGAGUCAAAACCACAGCCAUCGGGCUUCACGAGAGGAACAUCUCGGUUUGUAUGUAGAGCUUUAGUGAUCUUCAAGAUUUGCAAAGUUUCAUCUUAACAGACUACAAAACAGACGGCCGCGAGCACGCGUGCAAAUGAACAUGGCGUUCCUGUCUAUCCUGGUGUCUACGCUCAUUGCCCUCCUGAUCUUUGCAUCAUCUGCCGAGAGCAACACUAUGUACGAUGAUGAAGAUCCCUUCCAGCCUGUGACGUCAGACGAGACGGUGGCAGUGGGUGGGACUGUGACCCUCACCUGCCGCGUGGCUGAGAGUGACAACUCCUCCCUCCAGUGGUCAAACACAGCACAGCAGACCCUGUAUUUUGGAGAGAAGAGAGCUCUGAGAGAUAACCGUAUUCAGCUGUAUAAGUCAACACCCACUGAGCUGUCAAUCACCAUCUCUGAAGUGCAGCUCUCAGAUGACGGCGAGUACACCUGUUCCAUCUUCACCAUGCCUGUACGGACCGCAAGAGCCACCGUCACUGUUCUAGGUGUUCCUGGGAAGCCUGUCAUUACGGGUUAUGAGGACGCGGUCCAGGAGGGCAGCAGUGUGACUCUCACCUGUAGCAGCUCAGGCAGCAAACCCCCUGCCCAGCUGUACUGGUACAGAGGACCGGACAGAAUGGAGGGCCGUCCAAACGUGGUGGAGUCGAACCCUAAUGAACCGACCUACACAGUGACAAGUGUACUCACACUGCCCGUAACCAGGGACGACAACAACGCCAUGAUCACCUGUGCAGUGGACCAUCCGUCCAUCAGCACUGGAGAGAAGAGGGCAGACCAACCUCUCAGUGUGCUGUUCUCUCCAAGUGUGUCGAUUAAGCCUGAGAGUGACCUGCCCAGAGAAGGAGAGAAGUUUCAUCUGCAGUGUGUGGGCAAUGGAAACCCUGAACCCAUGUCAUUCAAAUGGUGGAAGAAGGAUGGUGAGCUCCCCCCACUGGUGAAGGAAGAUGGUGCGGUCCUGCGCUUUGAGGUCCUCAACAAAUCUGAUAAUGGCGUGUACCUGUGCCAAGCAGACAACGGUGUGGGCGCGGGCGAUGGCGCCUACACCCUGCUGGUCCAAGGAGACGUUGCAGACAGCACUGAAGACCCCACAGCGAUGUCCACCUCAUCAGGUGUUGACCACGCUGUAAUCGGUGGUGUGGUUGCCGUUAUUGUCUUCAUCAUGCUCUGCCUCCUUAUCAUCCUUGGCAGAUACCUCAUCAGACACAAAGGUACAUACCUGACCCAUGAAGCUAAAGGAUCCGAUGACGCACCUGACGCAGAUACAGCCAUCAUCAACGCGGAGGGAGGCCAGUCCGGCGCAGACGACAAGAAGGAGUACUUCAUCUAGAGCGCUCCAUCACUCCAUCCUUUCCUUCUCCGCUCGCUUCAGUUCCUUUCAGUUGGAGGAAACAGAAAAGGAGGAUGACGAUGAGGAAGAAGGACAAGUGAAAGAUUUAAACAAAAAGAGAAAGUGGAACUGCGGAAAGAGAAACAGUUUCAGUCUGAGUUGGACCAGGACAGCAGUUUUGCACUCACAAAAGGGUUCAUUUUUACGCAUAAAACACACACACCCACGUAUGCCUACACACACACACACCCACACACACCCACGCAUGCCUACACACACACAC
Molecule: messenger RNA, 1787 nt
Organism: Electrophorus electricus (electric eel)
Lineage: Eukaryota; Metazoa; Chordata; Actinopteri; Gymnotiformes; Gymnotidae
Gene: cadm3
Product: cell adhesion molecule 3
Biological process (GO): homophilic cell-cell adhesion
Cellular component (GO): presynaptic membrane
Source: RefSeq, a predicted model, not a curated record